Megalobrama amblycephala (Wuchang bream) is the source of this 3324-nucleotide messenger RNA. RefSeq names its product hyperpolarization activated cyclic nucleotide-gated potassium channel 5 (gene hcn5). Gene Ontology annotation, biological process: monoatomic ion transport; transmembrane transport. Lineage: Eukaryota; Metazoa; Chordata; Actinopteri; Cypriniformes; Xenocyprididae. The coding region runs from base 559 to 2109 and encodes 516 amino acids. The transcript has 11 exons. Gene Ontology annotation, molecular function: monoatomic ion channel activity. Gene Ontology annotation, cellular component: membrane. The record is from RefSeq and is a predicted model, not a curated record.
UUUUUGCAAUAGCAAAAUGAUCUGUGCACUUUUAUGUGCUCAUUAGAAAGAAUCUCUUUGUGAUAUCAGUACAGUCAUUUACACACAAUGAGUGUAAGUAAUUCUAUCACCUCCCAUUGUCAGCCUUGGGUCCGGUCCUAUCAGAACCAUCUGUCUAGUUCAGAUGACAAUAGUUGUGAUAUUCAAAACCGCCUUGUGUCAAAGAACCGCCCCACAGUCCAGAUGAGCUGAGCUGAUGUGAGCGCGAGGCAGAGAUACUGAAUAGUUGAUGAGACAAUAUAGUUUGACAGAGGGGAAAGAAUGGAAAGACUGGAACUUAUCUCUUUCUACAUUCUGGACCGAGCCAGAGAACUGUGAUGGAAAAUUACUCUGUGACUGUGCAUGUGCGUGCGUGAGAGAGAGAGAGAGAAAGAAAGGGAGCGAGCGGGAAGGCGAAAAGAAGAAAAGUGGAUGAAAUGGUCAGCAUAAAAGAAAGUCCAGAAAUAAAGUUGUCACAGAGGCUCGGUGAGAGAUGUUAGAGGAGCUUCGCUGAUCAUUGUGCUUAGUCAGGGCCUGGAAAUGCAUCGUUUCGCACCUGAGAAUCUCAGGCGCUUCAGUUGGAACGGCUGGAAAAACCUCCUGCUGCCGCAAUUGAACAGACGCUCGCUGUUUGUCUACGGCAGUGAGGUGGCGGUUGAGAAGGAGUGUAUUAGACAGAAAGAGGGAGGCGUAAUUGUCAUCCAUCCCUUCAGUCGUAUAAGGAGUUACUACAUCAUGUGUAUGAUGGCCAUAACAUUUCUGAAUCUAAUUGGGAUCCCAAUGGAGAUUGCCUUUCUAGAUGGGAACAGUGGAGUAGGUUGGGAGGGUUUCAACGUGUUCUCGGACACUCUGUUCCUGAUUGAUGUUGGGCUUAACUUUCGCAUGGGGAUCAUUACUGAGGACAGUGAGGGAGCUAUUAUGGAUUUGAAAAGCAUUCGACAACGGUAUUUAAAGAGCUGGUUUAUACCUGAUAUGGUGGCAGCAUUCCCAGUUGGUUAUAUCCUGCUUAUUGCGGACCUACAAUACCACAGUGACUCUCCCUCAUCCAGAGCCAGCAAAAUGAUGCGCAUCUUAAUGUUUGUAAGAAUCCUCAGUCUUGUCCGCCUGCUGCGUGUGUCAAGGCUUGUUAGGUUUUUCAAUGAGGUGGAGAGAGUUUCAAAUGCCAACUUGGAGGUGGUGAGGGUAUUCCUAAGAAUCUUGUCAUUAUUUAUGAUGAUUUUCCUGCUGUGCCACUGGAAUGGCUGUAUUCAGUAUUUCGUACCAAUGCUUGAGGAAUUUCCCUCAGACUGCUGGGUUAGAAGAGAAAAUCUAAUGAAUGCCACAGUGGGAGAGAAGUACUCCUUUGGAGUUUUUCGGGCCCUCUCUCAUAUGACUGCAAUAUCAUAUGGUUCCUCUGAAACACCCACAAAUGAUGUUGAGCUGUGGAUUGUCAUGACCAGCAUCGUGUCUGGAGCCAUCAUGUACACGGUGAUGGUUGCCAACACUGCUGCAAUGAUGUCUGAUGUGGACAUAACCGCAAGAGCGUACAAGAACAAGAUAAAUCAUCUGGAAGAUUAUAUGACGUUCAUGAAGCUUCCCAAAGCCCUUCGUAUGCGCAUCAACAACUACUAUCAAGCUCGUUAUGCUGGGAAAUGGUAUGAUGAGAAGGAUGUCCUGAAGUGGGUGUCCUCAUCUCUCAGAGAGGAAAUUCUGCUGACCAUGUGCUCUGCCCAUGUGAGAAAAGUUCCCAUUUUCCGGAACCGUGACAUAAACUUCAUCAAUGCCAUUCUUCUGGAGCUGCAGUAUGAGGUCUUCCAGGCAGGUGACAUCAUCUUCCAGCAGGGCGCUCCUGGUGACCGCAUGUUCUUCAUCGAGCACGGCCAGGUCCUUGUGGAGAAUGAGUUUGUCCAGAAAGAACUGUGUGAUGGAGACUACUUUGGAGACUCGUGUCUCCUAACAAGAGGAAAGCGCUUGGCCACAGUACAAGCUCUGACUGUCUGUCAGCUCUUUUCCUUGUCAGUGGACACCUUUCAUUGUGUUCUGGAGGACUAUCCAGACAUCAAGAGAGACCUGGAGACAUCUCAACAGGAUAAAGACAUUUUGUUAUGUUGAGAAAAUGCCUACACCUGCAUCAAACCCUCCUGCAGCUUCCUCAGCAUGAUAUUUGCCAGAUUGGGCUUUGCAUUACUUGGAUCUUCCUCUGUAUUGGCAUAGAUUAUUCUAUUCCAGCUGGUGGAUGUGGGCUUAAGCAAUCCCGUGGCCCUACAUAGGACAAGCAUUUUGGAAACUAGGCUUUGUCCAGUGAAUAAGGUGUAACUCUGCAUCAUGCAACCACACUGGAAUGCAAUUCCUCUGAGAAUACUGAUAGGAUUAUAUUAGUUUGUAGGCCUUCUAUUCCAUUUCCUCCAUUCCCUCCUGGCUUCUGCUGCCAUACUACUUUCCAAGUGCCCACAGGAGGAUGCACCAUCACAGCUAAGCAUUGCCAGUCACAAUUUCACUCCGUUUCCAGGAUCUUUGCCACUUGCUCUUCUAGGUUUCUGCUUCUCCACACCUCCUUGAUCUGCCUCUUUACGUCUUCCUCCGCCUGUUCUCUGAGGUAUCAGAACAGCACAUCACAGCCCACCGGUGACCUUUAUUUUCAGUCAGAUUAGCUUUCAGCUACUAAUGUAGUAGUAUCAGGUAAUUUUUACAUUUUAAUGUCCCACAAAUGUCAUCAGAUUUUCCCCAAAAAUCAGUGUACAAAUUCGGUCAGGGCCUAGAAAUAACCCACCAUUUUACCUUUUUUUUUUUUUUUUUUUUUUUUUUAAAUGUUAUUUUUCGUGGGGGUGGGGAGGUAAGAUUUGCUGAAUGUUACAUAAAAUGAUCCAAAAAUGUGAAAAUUGUAGCUGUGGUUCCUUUUAUAAAAAUUUAUAUAUGUCAUAUUUUAAAAAGAUAUAAACAGGGAACUCUGUCAUUGCAUUUUUUCCCCUUGUUUUUUCUGAAAACUUUUUGUGAAGAACACAAUAUAUUUUUACUUCUCUUAAUACAAAAAUGCACGGUUCUUUAUUUUCAAGGGUUGUAUGUUACCAUGUUUAAAUUACGCCUGUAAAUCAACACGGAUAGCAGUUUGAUAACAGUGUUUCCCUUUAGCAUACCAUGAGUUAAUAUAUGCAUUCAGAAAUCUCUGUGGGCCUUCAAAGAAAAAGUUUCAUUAGUCACAUCUGUAUAUAAGUUACUCCUGUACACGCAGAUUUAGAGAAACAAGUAUUAAAGUUUAGAAGACUCUCUUCUGUCAAGAACAUAUAAAACAUGAAUUAAUAAAGAAAAUAAAGACUUUUUAAAACAUGA